UUUUAGCUAUUCAACAUGAAGCAACCGUGGAUCGAGACGCCGCUGGUGUACUCUGUCGAGCUCUCCAAAUUGGCUGGAUGCCAAAUAUGGUUGAAGUUGGACAAUCUUCAACCUGCCGGUUCUUUCAAGUCUAGAGGUAUCGGUAAUGUGGUCCGCACACACGCGCAAGCAUCCUUGGAUUCGGCUUCUUCCCCCAGACCUCACUUCUUCUCAUCAUCUGGCGGAAAUGCUGGCCUUGCCUGUGUCACCGCCGCUACGACGCUUGGCUAUCCGUCAUCGGUCAUCGUUCCUAUGUCUACGAAACCCCAUAUGAUUGAGCUUCUCAAGCUAGCCGGUGCAUCUGAAGUCGUGCAAAAGGGAGCAACUUGGUUUGAAGCAGAUACCUAUCUUCGCGAGACGGUUUUACCAGCCCAUCCGGAAGGUGUCUACAUACAUCCUUUUGACAACCCAAUCGUGUGGACUGGAGCAGCGACAAUAGUCCAAGAGAUCGAUCAACAUCUGGGUCGACCGGCCGAUGUCAUCGUCUGCAGUGUUGGAGGUGGAGGAUUGUUCUGCGGCAUCAUGCAGGGAGUACAGGAUUCACCAACUCGAGUCAUCGCCGUCGAGACGCUGGGUGCAGAAUCUCUUCACCAGGCUGUCAAGGCUGGGGAAUUGGUCACAUUGCCCGGUAUCACAUCUCUAGCGACAUCAUUAGGCGCUACGAGGGUCUGCGCAAAGGCGUUCGAACAUGCUCGGGACGAUCCCCGUGUAUCGAGCGUGGUCGUCACGGACGCUCAGGCCGUCAAGGCUUGCAUGCGGUUUGCGGAUGAGGAACGCAUGCUGGUAGAGCCUGCUUGCGGGGCGACUUUGGCUAUUGCAUACGAAGGCAGACUCAAGGAUCUGAUACCGGAUCUGAAGAGGGAGACCGUGGUGGUUCUGGAGGUAUGUGGAGGGAAAAAUGUCUCUUUGCAGCAUUUGCAAGAUUGGAAAGAGACUUUCGGAGGGCCAUAGUGGAAUCACGAACACGCUACUCGAAAUGCAUGCCUGAGUCCAUCUCAGCAUGCCCCAUAUGUCGAUAAGUAGCACUGCACGCAAACAUGCCGCACCCUUUCGGUCAUAAGCGAAAGCCGGUAGCCGCUUCGGGCAGAGAUCUAUGUAAUAGCAUUGCAA
Kockovaella imperatae is the source of this 1149-nucleotide messenger RNA. RefSeq names its product tryptophan synthase beta subunit-like PLP-dependent enzyme. Gene Ontology annotation, molecular function: L-serine ammonia-lyase activity; threonine deaminase activity. Gene Ontology annotation, biological process: L-serine catabolic process; L-threonine catabolic process. Lineage: Eukaryota; Fungi; Basidiomycota; Tremellomycetes; Tremellales; Cuniculitremaceae. The record is from RefSeq and is a predicted model, not a curated record. The coding region runs from base 16 to 990 and encodes 324 amino acids. The transcript has 3 exons.